AUGGGAAAUGCCAAGCCAAUUGAAACUCUAAUUAGAACAAGUUCCAAGAUGGAUAAUGAUGAAUUUGCUCCCUUAGUUAAUGAGACCAUGUCUAGAGGGAUUAUUGGAUCCUUACUAUAUCUCAGUACAAGCAGGCCAGACAUUAUGUUUGGUGUGGGAAUAUGUACGAGAUUUCAGGCCUCUCCUAAAGAGUCUUAUUUGAAAGCUACAAAAAGAAUUCUUAGGCAUCUGAAAGGUACAAGGGACCUGAUCCUGUAUUAUCCUUCUAGAGAUCAUUUUGAUCUGAUAGGAUAUGAAAAUGCUGAUUAUGCUAGAUAUCUGGUGAAUAGAAAAAGUACCUUAGGAAUGGAUGACUUUCUAGGUUCUUCCUUAAUCUAUUGGGGUUCUAAGAAGGAAAAUUCAGUUGAUUUAUAUACUGCUGAAGCUGAGUCUGUGAUUGCAGCAUCUUAUUGUGCUCAAUUGUUAGGGAUCAAGCAAUAA
Molecule: messenger RNA, 480 nt
Organism: Capsicum annuum
Lineage: Eukaryota; Viridiplantae; Streptophyta; Magnoliopsida; Solanales; Solanaceae
Product: secreted RxLR effector protein 161-like
Exons: 1
Coding region: 1-480 (159 amino acids)
Source: RefSeq, a predicted model, not a curated record